Caenorhabditis sp. 36 PRJEB53466 is the source of this 2012-nucleotide messenger RNA. The record is from the annotation of a GenBank genome assembly. NCBI's taxonomy places the organism in Eukaryota, Metazoa, Nematoda, Chromadorea, Rhabditida, Rhabditidae.
AUGCGGGUACUCCUAAGCCUGUUGUUUCUUACAUCUCUUCUUGUGAGAGCUGAUGAGCACGAUCACCUAUAUGAAGUCGACGAAGAAGUCGUGUUAUGGAUGAACACGGUAAUUUUUAUUUCCUUUCAGAGUUUUUCAAUUUCAAUUUGUGUUGAAAUUACAGGUUGGUCCGUACUCAAACCGACAGGAAACCUACACCUACUUUUCACUUCCGUUCUGUAGAGGCGAAAAGAAGGAAAUAGGUCAUUACCACGAAACUAUGGGCGAAUCUUUGCUCGGUGUGGAACUUGAGUUCUCCGGUCUUGACAUCAAGUUCAGAAGUAAGGCACAUUAUGCGUUUUCAAAUCAAAAUUCUGAUAAUUUCAGCGAACACAAAGAAGACCGUCAUUUGUCAGAAGAAAUUAACAGAAACCGACUACAAGACGCUGCUCUAUGCUAUUCAGAAUACGUAUUAUUAUCAAAUGUAUUUGGACGACAUGCCGAUCUGGGGAAUGGUCGGAGAGAUCGACAACACUGUCACCCCGCCGGCGUACAAGCUCUUCACCCACAAGCGCCUUGAUAUCGGCUACAAUGACAAACAGGUCGUUGAUGUGAACCUGACUGCCGAUGGAAGAGUCGACAUCCGCCCUGGAGCCGAAAUCGUUUUCACCUAUGAAAUUCAAUGGACAAAGUCGGAAGUCGACUUUACCAAGAGAUUCGACAAGUAUCUUGAUCCAAACUUCUUCCAGCACAGAGUAAGUACAUUAUCUCACUUAUUCAUGGUAUAGACUUGCUUCUUUCAGAUUCACUGGUUCUCGAUCUUCAACAGUUUCAUGAUGGUCGUAUUCCUCGUCGGAUUGGUGUGGAUGAUUCUCGUGCGAACACUAAGAAAAGAUUACGCCCGAUACCAGAAGGAAGACAGCCUUGACGAUCUGGAUGCCGAUCUGGGCGACGAGUACGGUUGGAAGCAAGUGCACGGAGACGUCUUCCGGCCUCCGUCCAUGCCGCUGCUUUUCUCUUCAUGCAUCGGAGCAGGCUACCAUGUCUUCACGGUUGCCGUUAUCACAACCAUCCUUGCCAUCGUUGGAGAGUUCUACACUGAGUCAGUUCUGUCUACUUUUGUCUUUUUACUUCAAAAACGAGCACACCUAGCCUAUAAAAAGCAAACAACUUUACAGACGCGGUUCUCUUCUUUCGGCUGCAAUUUUUGUGUAUGCGGCGUGCUCGCCAGUCAACGGAUAUGCUGGAGGUUCGAUGUACGCCCGUUUCGGAGGCCGUCACUGGAUUAAGCAGAUGCUUCUCGGCGCUUUCCUUCUCCCGAGCAUGGUCUGCGGAGUCGCCUUCCUGAUCAACUUCAUCGCCAUCUACUACCACGCCUCUCGUGCUAUCCCAUUCACGAUCAUGCUCGCCGUCUCCGCCAUCUGCCUCUUUGUUAUUCUUCCGCUGACACUCGUUGGAACUGUCAUCGGAAGAAAUAUGGCUGGAACUGCCGACUAUCCGUGCCGAGUGAAUGCCGUACCUCGUCCGAUUCCUGACAAGAAGUGGUUUGUGCAGCCGUGGCUCAUCACUCUUGCUGGAGGAGUUCUUCCAUUUGGAUCAAUCUUUAUUGAGAUGUAUUUCAUCUUCACUUCCUUCUGGGCUUACAAGAUCUACUACGUCUACGGAUUCAUGCUUCUGGUCACCAUCAUUCUUUCCAUCGUUACCGUCUGCGUCACAAUCGUCUGUUCGUACUUCCUGCUCAACGCGGAAGACUACAGAUGGAGAUGGACAAGUUUCGCAUGUGGCGCAUCGACCGCCUUCUACGUCUAUCUUUACUCUAUGUAUUACUUCUUCUUCAAGACGAAGUAAUUAAUGUCCAUCUAAAAUUUUUAUUUACAAUUUAUUUCAGAAUGUAUGGUCUGUUCCAAACGGUCUUCUAUUUCGGUUAUAUGGGAAUCUUUGCCGCCGCUCUCGGUUUGAUGACCGGAACAAUCGGAUACGUCGGGACUGCCAAGUUCGUGCGCAAGAUCUACCAAACUGUGAAGAUCGACUAA